Oppiella nova is the source of this 2474-nucleotide messenger RNA. Lineage: Eukaryota; Metazoa; Arthropoda; Arachnida; Sarcoptiformes; Oppiidae. The record is from the annotation of a GenBank genome assembly.
CGGUUGCAAUAGAGGUCUCACUUGAUAUUUGGCGUGAAGAUUGGCAUUUGUUUCGCUCAUUUCACCAAAUGUGGUCUCAUAUGAAGGCAACCAUUGAUUUGAACGCUAUUUGAGUGAAUUAUUUGUCGCAUAUAUGGCUAAUAGUUGUGAUUAACACACUUUGACACCAAUUGGUUGUGUUUUGUUCGCCGUCAACACAUCUAACACUUCAUACAUUUGCCGACAUUUGAAUUGAAAUCAAAUGUUGUUUUCAUUUUGAUUAUACCUUUUAUUACCACGAAUUGAUCCAAGCUUACACCACGAGAUCACGCGCUCGCAUGUCAUUCAAUUGAUCCAAUUGGUGACACCCAUUGACAACAGCUAUUUGUUUACCAAUCAUUGUCUCAAACUAUUGGUUAUGCAUUGAAAUGGCAGUCAAACAGAGAAAGAUUGCUUUAAUGGGUUUCCGAUCAGUCGGCAAGUCUUCGUUGACCCUCCAGUUCGUUGAGGGACAGUUCGUCGACUCAUACGACCCCACCAUUGAAAACACUUUCGUCAAGAAUGUCAAAGUGAAGGGUCAGGAGUAUAGCCUGCGUUUGGUGGACACCGCCGGUCAGGACGAGUACUCGAUCUUCCCGCAGGCCUACGCCAUCGACAUCCACGGCUAUUGUCUGGUCUAUAGUCAGAAGUCCUUCGAAGUGGUUCGAGUGAUCUACGAGAAGCUCUUAGAUAUGACCGGAAAAGUACAUGUUCCCAUAGUUCUGGUGGCAAACAAAGUAGAUCUUCAUAUGGAGAGGUGUGUGUCCUAUGAAGAGGGCAAACGACUCGCAGACUACAUGAAAGCAGAUUUCGUAGAAGUCAGCGCCAAAGAUAACUCAGCCGUCACCGACUUCUUCCACAAACUGAUUGUUUCGAUCGAAAGGGGAGGCAAAGAGUCAACCGAUAAUACAAACGAAAAGAAAAGUGUUGGCGCUAUCACUGGCCUCCUCUUCAUCGAGUUCUUUGAGAAACUUCUUGCGCUCCCUUUCCAGUCGUAUACCGCUGCCGAUGGCGUGAUGGGUUUGGACAUGAAGAGACACGUGGCAGUGAUGGCCAUUAUCACGACUGUCCGGAAUCGGUAUAAAGAGAAAUAUGGCAGUCGUUUGACAGCCUUUCCAAACACUUGUCGAUCACCGGCUGACAGUGGUGAAUCAAUUGGGGAUCAAUUGGUGAUAUUCUUGGAGUGGAUGGACUCGCGUUCAAAGUACGCAAACCUGCCGUUUGUGGCCAUCGGGGAGAGGGAUGUCUUCGAGACGGACGACAUGCCAGAAGCGGAUCAGUCUGUGGUUCGGGAGCCGCUCUUCGACGCCUCCAUUGAUGUGAUCUCUUGUGGAACUCUGGAAGCGUUCAAUCGAUUCAAUGAUACCAAAAGUGACACCCAUUUAGAGAAGACAACAAACGAGUCUUUACUGGAAAAGUAUAACCGUUUGACUGAUGAGAUCAAGCAAUUGGUUGACUCGACCUCUAAAGAAGACACAAACGACUCAAACAAAGAUUUGUUGUCAAAAGUGGACAAACUAUCGGAACAGUUGCAAGACUUACAAGUUUUACGCUUUGAUAACACAAACACAUUGAAAGAUGUCUUUGAAUCGAUCGACAAACCAAUGGCUAAAUCGGACCCCAAGAGCGACCCAAAUGAUAGUCAACUGAGAUAUAAGUUAUGGUAUAAACCGGAGAAGAAUAACGUGAAUGAGUUGUCGAAAAUCAAUUCGUUGGAGCAGAGGAUUAAAGCCAUUGAAUCGGUUUUGGGCGCAAAUGAGAACAAGUUAUUGCUAUUAAAUAAUCACUUCAAAGACAAAAGUCUUAACGAAACGGUUCACGAGUUGAGUGCAAAAGUCUCUCAAUUCGACCAAAACUCUCUCGAAAGAGUCGAUUCCCGACUCCAUAUGAUUACCGAUAAGUUGUCUCAAAUCGCGGACCGAAAGCAACAGUUUGACGAUUUGGAGAAGAGCUCGAAGAUCAACGAAUUGUCUGAUUUGAUUAAUAAGACUGAGAAGAGUCGGUCAACACUUCCCACUGUUUUGCAACGAUUGGAGGCAUUGAAUGAACUCCAAGAGCAAGCUCUUCAAUUCUCUUCUGGUCUCUCAUAUUUGGAUGCAUUGGAGACACAGAUCUCAGAGUCUAUGAAAACCAAUGAAAAAGAAUUGCAAACUUUGAAGAAGUCUUUUGAGACCAACGCGUUACAGAUCUCCACGUCUGACGUCUCAUCCAAUGCUAUCACUUCUGAUAAUAACGGAUUGACCCGAAAGUAUGGCGUUUUGAUUCCACUGCACCACGACUGGGCUCUAGAUACACUUUUAGUGAUACUUCUAAAUAUGAUACGAACCGACCACAGUCUGACCACAUCCACCGGUUCUGCCGGAGUGAUAGCAAACUUUCCGGUGCCAAACGAGACGACUAAAUCGAGUUCAUUCGCCUCUUUAGUCCUUCCGACAGCUUUUAGAGCGUUGUUAUAG